CCUGAAAUAGUCACCAUGGGGGAGAAUGACCCGCCUGCGGCCGAAGCCCCCUUCUCCUUCAGAUCCCUUUUUGGCCUUGACGACCUGAAAAUAAGUCCCGUCACACCAGAUGCGGAUGCUGUAGCCGCACAGAUCCUGUCCCUGCUGCCCUUGAAGUUCUUCCCAAUCAUCGUCCUUGGGGUCAUCGCAUUGAUAGUAGCUCUGGCCGUGGGUCUGGGCGUCCACUUCGACUGCUCUGGGAAGUACAGAUGCCGGUCGUCUUUCAAGUGCAUUGAACUGACGGCUCGAUGUGAUGGUGUCUCAGACUGCAAGGCCGGGGAGGACGAGUACCGAUGUGUCCGCGUGAGCGGUCAGAACGGCGUGCUCCAGGUGUUCACGGAGGCUACCUGGAGGACCGUGUGCUCUGACGACUGGAAGAGUCACCACGCUACCGUCGCCUGUGCCCAGCUGGGGUUUCCAAGCUACGUCAGUUCAGACACCCUCAGAGUGACCAUGCUGGAGGAGCAGUUCCAAGAGGACUUUGUCUCUGUCAACCACCUCUUGCCAGACGACAAAGUGACCGCUCUGCACCAGUCGGUGUACCUGAGGGAAGAAUGCGCUUCGGGUCGUGUGGUCACCCUGAAGUGCACAGUCUGUGGUCUGAGGAUGGGCUACAGCUCUCGCAUCGUGGGUGGAAACAUGUCUUCACUCGCGCAGUGGCCCUGGCAGGCCAGCCUCCAGUUCCAGGGCUACCAUUUGUGUGGAGGCUCAGUCAUCACCCCGGUGUGGAUCGUCACCGCCGCCCACUGUGUCUAUGACCUGUACCUCCCCAAGUCAUGGACCAUCCAGGUGGGCCUCGUUUCCCUGCUGGACAGCCCAGCCCCCUCCCACCUGGUAGAAAAAAUUAUCUAUCACAGCAAGUACAAGCCGAAGAGGUUGGGCAACGACAUCGCCCUCAUGAAGCUGGCGGAGCCGCUUGCCUUCAAUGAGAUGAUCCAACCAGUGUGUCUGCCCAACUCCGAAGAGAACUUUCCUGAUGGAAAAGUGUGCUGGACGUCGGGAUGGGGGGCCACUGAGGAAGGAGCUGGUGACGCCUCCCCAGUCCUCAACCACGCAGCUGUGCCCCUGAUCUCCAACAAAAUCUGCAACCACAAGGAUGUGUACGGUGGCAUCAUCGCCCCCUCCAUGGUCUGCGCCGGCUACCUGAAAGGCGGUGUGGACAGCUGCCAGGGAGACAGUGGGGGACCCCUGGUGUGUCAGGAGAGGAGGCUGUGGAAGUUGGUGGGAGCAACCAGCUUUGGCAUUGGCUGUGCGGACGUGAACAAGCCUGGGGUCUACACCCGGAUCACCUCCUUCCUGGACUGGAUUCACGAGCAGUUGGAGAGGGACCUGAAAACUUGAAGAGAAGGGACAAGCCACUGCGCUGAGCUCCUGCCACAGUGGAGAAGUCCCCGUCCCUCGGUGGAUUCCCAGCUGGAACUUUGGACACGAGCGAAUGCUUUCAGUGCUCCGCUUUCUGGCACCACCGGCAGAGCCGAAAGGUGGAGCGUCCCUGCAUCUAGAACAAUUUGCUUCUAACACCUUGGACAGGCCACUGGGCCAUUGGACUAAAAUGACCUUGAAGUGCCUUUCUGACCUUCACUAAGAACAAAGACAGGAAUGCCUGGGAGGGCUGCCCUUUCCCAUUGUCCAUUAGGUUUUCUCUACGGCCUCCCUCCAACUCGAGUGACGACAUCAGCAAACCUGCCAUGCAGACUGAUGGACGGUCCAGCUGCUCGGUGAGGGAGGGCCGGCCCGGAGCCGCAGGAGCCCGCCACUGCAGACACCUCCGUGCCCACACGGUUAUCCCUGCGCAGGUGUCCCGCUUCUGAGAUCUGUUGCGGGAACUUCAUCUCCAAAUGACUAGUUUUAAGGUGUAUUUCUAUUCUAUUUUGUAGCCCGUGGUGCCUGAUGUAUUAGUGUCCCUUUCUUCCACAGGACACAUGCCUCGGUCACUCGGAGCCUGU
Messenger RNA from Artibeus jamaicensis (Jamaican fruit-eating bat), 1985 nucleotides. RefSeq names its product transmembrane serine protease 3 (gene TMPRSS3). Gene Ontology annotation, molecular function: serine-type endopeptidase activity; protein binding. Gene Ontology annotation, cellular component: membrane. The coding region runs from base 16 to 1380 and encodes 454 amino acids. The transcript is spliced from 13 exons. The record is from RefSeq and is a predicted model, not a curated record. NCBI's taxonomy places the organism in Eukaryota, Metazoa, Chordata, Mammalia, Chiroptera, Phyllostomidae. Gene Ontology annotation, biological process: acrosome reaction; proteolysis.